AUGCAGCCAACUAACAAGAAAUACGUUAUUGUUGACGUCCUACAGGAAAAACAACUUAUGAUAGCAUCAAAGAACUGGAUAGUUGGCAAUGACCUUUGCGUUCUUCCGAACGAGCUGGUCGAUAUACACCUGCAGAAGUGCGACCAACCGAAUGAAAAUUGGUCGCUUAUGAAAUGUAAAGUGAUUCACGAAUUAGAUUCUCUGCAGUCAGCAAAAGACCUGUUAGCUGCCCUACAGGUACUGGAAUGUCGAAGGAAAAACACCUCUACGGAUGAAAACACUUUGCCACUGAACACUGAGAAGCCAAAGAGAGGUUUAAUGAAGCGUAAAGAAGAUUUUCUUUACAAUUCAGUUGACAUGGAUGUGGCUGAAAUGCAGGCUGGGAAUAGCCGCGUACAAUAUCCAAAAUUCCGUGUUUUCAACAAAGUGAUAUCGCCAAUCGCCAAUUCAACACAAUUAGAGAUAUCACCAUCCACAUCGCAAUGUAAGCCUGUUGGUGGCACUGUAUUGGACCAAUUGUAUACGGUGGUGCUGAAGAUGUCGUCAGCUAUCACUGACUUGACUCAAACGAUUAACAACAUGUCGUCCGCCAUUACGAACUUGAAUGUUAAUGUUAACCAAUUGCUUUCAAAGUCUAAUGAGCGCGAAAGACCGCAUGAAUUCGAUUGCGGACUGUCAAGUCAGGAGUUCCCUUUGUCAUCUGAAGAGGAACUACAGAUGCUAGACACUGGUUUGUCGCAGAAAGAAACCAGGGACAGAUUUAUGGCAAUGGUCACUAGGUUAUCAGGUGACGAUCCAAAAACGUCCAUGCGUUUUAUUCUGUCGCAUCUGCUGACACCGGAGGUUGCCAGUAAAUUCACGUCAACAAUACUGACGAACAUAACCAAUUCACAGGACGACUACCCCAAUUUAUUUGUAACUGUACGCUACCCAUUGGUUUGCGUCGAUUCGCGCUCGUUCCAUAGUUGGAUAUUGUCGAUCCCAUUUAUUAUUAAAUUGUAA
This is a messenger RNA of Schistosoma guineensis, 1002 nucleotides long. The record is from the annotation of a GenBank genome assembly. NCBI's taxonomy places the organism in Eukaryota, Metazoa, Platyhelminthes, Trematoda, Strigeidida, Schistosomatidae.